Prunus avium (sweet cherry) is the source of this 1411-nucleotide messenger RNA. RefSeq names its product glutamate receptor 2.6-like. Gene Ontology annotation, molecular function: ligand-gated monoatomic ion channel activity. Lineage: Eukaryota; Viridiplantae; Streptophyta; Magnoliopsida; Rosales; Rosaceae. The record is from RefSeq and is a predicted model, not a curated record. Gene Ontology annotation, cellular component: membrane.
GCUUGCUAGAACCCCAAAGUGGUGGAUACCAGUUGAAGGGGAAAGACCCUUAAAGAUUGGGAUCCCUGCAAGGGGUGCCUUCAAUCAAUUUGUGAAAGUAAGCUAUGAUCAGGAGAGGAAUGAGACACAAAUAUCUGGAUUUUCAAUUGAUGUUUUUGAAGCAGCAGUCAAACAUCUCCCUUAUCAAUUGCCUUAUGUGUUUGUUCCCUUCAAUGGCUCAUAUGAUGAAUUGGUGCAACAGGUCUACUACAAGGGCUUGGAUGCAGCUGUUGGUGAUAUAGAAGUCGUAGCUGAUCGGUAUCAUUUUGUUGAAUUCUCACAGCCAUAUGUGAGCUCUGGAAUUGUGAUGGUAGUCACUGUAAAGCCAGAUAAGCUGAAGGAAAAAUGGAUGUUCAUGAAGACCUCACCAAAAGCAUGUGGUUCCUCAUGAUUGUGGCGCACCUUUCUGUAUGCUUUGUCGUCUGGUUAAUUGAAAAUGAACAUGGAGACAACCUUGAACUAAAGGGCAUUGGGGCCAUCCUUUGGUUCUCUGUCACUGUCCUGUUCUUUGCACAGAGAGAACGAGUUCAGAGCAAUUGGGCUCGGUUGGUGCUGGCUCCAUGGUUAAUGGUGAUUCUAGUUGUGACAGCUACUUUCACUGCAAGCCUCACCUCCAUCCAUGAUGACCGUCUCUCGAGUUCAGCCGUCUGUGCUUGAUAUUGAAACACUUAAGAGAACAAAUGCAACUGUUGGGUGUAAUAUUAAUUCUUUUAUUGUUAGAUACUUGAUUAAUGUUUUAGAAUUCAGACCAGAAAAUAUCAAAAGUAUUGCCACAAUAAGUGACUACCCAAAUGCCUUUGAGAGGAAAGAUAUUGCUGCAGCUUUCUUUGUUGCUCCCCAUGCUAAAGUCUUCCUUGCAAAGUACUGCAAGGGAUAUAUCAAAUCAGGACCAGUUUACAAGCCUAGCGGCUUUGCAUUUGUUUUUCCGAAGGGUUCUCCUUUGGCUUUUGACAUAUCGGAGGCAAUCCUAGAGACCAAUGAGAGAGGACAAGUGGAACAACUAGAAAAACAAAUGCUCUCCUCUUAUAAUUGCUCCUCUUCAAUCAAGUUGGAGAAUGAAGAUUCCAUAGGUCCUGGGCCUUUCUCUGGCCUCUUCUUAAUUUCGGGUUUCGUUUGUGCAUCUGCAUUUUUCGUCACAGUUGUGCGUAUAGCGGGUAGGCACAUGCAGAACUUGAGCUGCAUACGAGCAAUGUUGAUCAACACAAGAAUUUGGAGAUGGGCUUCUAUAUCCUUAGCCAUGAGCUGCAGAAAAUCUAAAAGCCAGUGCUCCACAAGAAGCUCGAUGGUGAAGCCAAACGGCCAAGGAGAAAAGCUUGAUGAGGUAGAACACAAUUCAAUGAGUACUGGAAUGGUAAUUAUUACUCAACACUGA